This is a messenger RNA of Danio aesculapii, 1045 nucleotides long. RefSeq names its product ciliary microtubule inner protein 2B (gene cimip2b). Lineage: Eukaryota; Metazoa; Chordata; Actinopteri; Cypriniformes; Danionidae. Bases 85 to 987 code for a protein of 300 amino acids. The record is from RefSeq and is a predicted model, not a curated record. The transcript is spliced from 6 exons.
CUCUUGACAGACGCAGUUCACCUUGACUCCCUCACUAGCAACCGCUUCACAACAUUCACAACGGUCUGUGGCCCCUUUUAAAAUAUGGAGCGGUUUCCUCCUAAAUUUAGCAAAGUGCUGGUGACACCAGACCCGCAGUACAUCCCAGGGUAUGCAGGCUACUGUCCUCAGCUGAAGUAUCAUGUGGGCCAGACUUAUGGUCAGCUGACAGCAAAGCUUCUAACUUCGCCAGACGUGUCCCACUCACAGAGGCUUGUGCUCCAAACCAGUCCCCUCUCAUCCACAGAGAAGGAAAGAGCAUCCCGCAGUCAGAUCUGGUGGAGCAGACAUGGAGCCAGCAGGAACCUGGAAACAAUGAUCCCGGGUUACACAGGUUUCGUCCCAUUGCGCCAAAACUACAUCUGCAAAACAUAUGCAGAGACCUGUCGAGAUGCUCUGUCAGAAUUCAACCAGGAGCAAGCAAAGAGACUUCACAACGCUUCUGCUGACCUGUCUUUUCCUGUCAACAACAGUGUUCCGGACUUCAGACCUAGACGGUCAAACAGCCCUCUGAUAGCCCUUUCUAAAGAUCCAGCUCCAUACAAGGCCCCUGACCCCUGGAAGCCACCAGGCUCGCCGUACUUCAUGGAGGACAGUAGCCCGCAUAAGUAUUUCAUCUCAGGUUUUACUGGUUAUGUCCCCAAAGCCCGGUUUCUCUUUGGUACUGGAUAUCCCACCAUCACCAACAAGGCAUUGAUCCAGUUUGGGAAGGAAAUGAAGGCAGGUCCGACAUCUCUGCAGAAAUAUAGCCUGCAGGAGGAGGAUUCCUCCAGCUUACCUCUGAUACCCACAAUAUACCCCUCCAAAACAGGUCUCCUGCCAUCCUACACAGGGCACAUACCAGGAUACAGAUUUCAGUAUGGCCAUACAUUUGGGCAACUCACCCAUAAUGCUCUGGGUCACACUGCUUCACAGAAGAAGAACACAGGAGCAAUUAGGCUGAGCUGAAGGUCUAACAGUUCACACACAAUCCACCUAAGGACAAUUAAAGUAAUAUGGGUCAACA